This is a messenger RNA of Lachancea nothofagi CBS 11611, 933 nucleotides long. The record is from the annotation of a GenBank genome assembly. Lineage: Eukaryota; Fungi; Ascomycota; Saccharomycetes; Saccharomycetales; Saccharomycetaceae.
AUGACUCUUUCAGGAAACCCCAGGGAAACAUUGCCACUAGUUAAAUGUGUGGCAAGAGCCCGCAUUCCAACCACUACGGGUCCAGAUAUUUUCCUGCACCUGUACGCUAAUGACAGAGACAAUAAAGAACACCUGGCCAUAGUAUUUGGCGAGGAUAUACGUUCAAGAACCCUGUUCCAGCAGAGAAGAGGUGAAACUCAACAAGACCGAAUGGUCAGAGGCGCAUACGUUGGUCGUCUUUUCCCCGGUAGAACGUUGGCAGACACGGAUGAGAACUCGGGACUCACUCUGGAGUUUGACGAAUCCACAGGCACACUAAAAGUCGAUCCCAAGACAACCUGGACCAAGCAGGACACACUGGUUAGGAUCCAUUCCGAGUGUUACACUGGAGAGACUGCCUGGAGUGCCCGAUGCGACUGCGGUGAGCAGUUCGAUCACGCGGGUAAACUGAUGGGGGUGGAUCGUGAGGGAGAUAUUGUAGGCGGUGCCGGGCGUGGCGUUAUCGUUUAUCUCAGACAGGAAGGACGAGGAAUCGGUCUAGGAGAAAAAUUGAAAGCUUACAACCUUCAGGAUUUGGGGGCAGACACAGUACAGGCGAAUUUGAUGUUACAGCACCCAGCAGACGGGCGCGAUUUCUCUUUGGGACGUGCAAUUUUGAUUGAUUUGGGUAUCGAAAAUGUACGGCUUUUGACCAACAACCCGGAUAAGGUAUCGCAAGUCGAAUACCAACCUGUCUUACACUGUGUGGAAAGAGUACCUAUGGUUCCACUAUCGUGGACAAACGAUCAGGAAGGAAUUCACUCUACAGAGAUCGAAGGCUAUCUUAGAACGAAAGUAGAGAGAAUGGGUCAUCUGCUUCAAAAGCCUCUCAAAUUGCAUUCGAUGACCAAGCCAAAUAAUUCGACAACAAUAACGACACACUCAAUAGUGUAG